Gopherus evgoodei (Goodes thornscrub tortoise) is the source of this 3981-nucleotide messenger RNA. It is a transcript of the gene TJP2, whose product is annotated as tight junction protein 2. Gene Ontology annotation, molecular function: cell adhesion molecule binding. The transcript has 24 exons. The record is from RefSeq and is a predicted model, not a curated record. Gene Ontology annotation, cellular component: bicellular tight junction; plasma membrane. Lineage: Eukaryota; Metazoa; Chordata; Testudines; Testudinidae. The coding region runs from base 242 to 3790 and encodes 1182 amino acids. Gene Ontology annotation, biological process: establishment of endothelial intestinal barrier; positive regulation of blood-brain barrier permeability; cell-cell junction organization.
CUCCGAAACACACCGCAGCCGCACCCCAGUCCCCGGAGUGAGCGCGGACAGGGGGCCGCCGAGCGCCCAGCUCCGUCUGCUCCGGACGCAUUUCCCCCGGCUCAGCGCCAGGAAACAGAAUACUACCCUGCCAUCCCCUUGCGAGUGGGACUGGGUGCACAGCUAUAUCUCAAGCCCAAAACACUUGACCAGGAAUAGACAGAGUGUGUCGAAAACCAGCAUUCCUCACCAGGCCCCAGGCAUGGAAGAGCUGAUAUGGGAACAGUACACUGUGACCUUACAAAAGGAUUCAAAAAGAGGGUUUGGGAUUGCAGUUUCCGGUGGCAGAGACAACCCUCAUUUUGAAAACGGCGAAACGUCCAUAGUUAUCUCAGAUGUCCUCCCAGGUGGCCCAGCAGAUGGAUUACUCCAAGAAAAUGACCGGGUGGUCAUGGUUAAUGGGACCCCAAUGGAAAAUGUUCCCCAUUCUUUUGCAGUUCAGCAGUUAAGAAAAAGUGGGAAAGUGGCUGCCAUUGUAGUGAAAAGACCACGGAAAGUGCAGCUCACCGCUCUAAGGAGAAGCCCUUCUCUUGACCAUGAUGAUAGAGCUUUCGAUAUACUGGAUGACCCAGCAGAGUUUGAUGGCAGGAGUGCUCGAAGUGGCUAUAGUGAUCGGAGCUGGCAUAGCGGCCAUGGAGGUCGCAGCCAAAGCUGGGGAAACAGCCCUGAUAGGAGCUACCGAAGAGAUCAAGAUAGAGGGCGCAACUACAGCAGAGACCACAGCAGGGAACGCAGCUACAGCCGAGAUGGAAGUCGUGGCAGGAGCAUCGACAGGGAGAGAAGUUUGGACCGAGAACGCAGAAGAGACCGGAGCAGAGGCAGGAGCAUCGACAGGGAGAGAAGCUUGGACCGAGAACACAGACGAGACCGGAGCAGGGGCAGGAGCAUCGACAGGGAUGAUGGCUAUGAACGUGGUGCUGGUGACUACAGCCCACCCAGGGAUUACAGUUACAGACAUCAGCCUGACCCUAGAUACGACAAGGAAGCAAGGAGUCAUAGUCGAGACAGACUGAAUUCCCACAGCCCCUUGCUUGAACCACGACGCCAACAUGGCUACCCAGGACAACAGUACCAGGAUAGACCUAUCAGUGUUCUCCUAACAAAAAGCAAACCGAAUGAAGAAUAUGGUCUCCGACUUGGGAGUCAGAUUUUCAUAAAAGAAAUGACCAGUACUGGCCUGGCAACUAAAGAUGGUAAUCUGUAUGAAGGCGACAUAAUACUCAAGAUUAAUGGUACAGUGACAGAGAAUAUGUCGCUAGCUGAUGCCCGAAAAUUGAUUGAGAAAUCACGAGGAAAACUCCAGUUGGUAGUCCUCAGAGACAGAAAACAGACACUGCUCAACAUCCCUUCGUUGCAUGAUAGUGACUCAGAAAUAGAAGAUAUUUCUGAAAUUGAGUCAAACCGAUCAAGCUCCCCUCAAGAUGACCAAAAAUUACAUCACUCUGAUUUCGACUCUCAUUCCUCCAAUGAAAAACUAAAGGAAAAGCCAAAUACAAAAGAGGAUCCACCCAACAGGUUGUCCAGGAUGGGAGCGAUGCCCACGCCUUUUAAAUCAACCAGUGAUAUAGCUGCUGCUGUCAUCGUCACUGACACAAACAAAGAACCAAAGUACAAAGAUGACCUGCCAGUAUCUCAACCAAAAGUAGCCCCAAGAACCUUUCUUCGACCUAGUCCUGAAGAUGAAGCAAUAUACGGUCCUAAUACGAAGAUGGUAAAAUUCAAGAAAGGAGACAGUGUGGGUCUGCGGCUGGCAGGUGGGAAUGAUGUAGGGAUAUUUGUCGCUGGAAUUCAAGAAGGCACCUCAGCUGACCAGGAGGGGCUACAGGAAGGAGAUCAGAUUCUUAAGGUAAACACGCAGGAUUUUAGAGGCAUUGUGCGGGAGGAUGCUGUUCUCUACCUGUUAGAAAUUCCCAAAGGUGAAACUGUGACCAUUUUGGCUCAGAGCAAAUAUGAAGUGUAUAGAGACAUAAUGGCCUGUGGCAGAGGGGAUUCAUUUUUCAUAAGGAGUCACUUUGAAUGUGAGAAGGAAUCUCCACAGAGUUUAGCAUUCACCAGAGGGGAGAUCUUCCGAGUAGUUGAUACACUGUACGAUGGCAAACUGGGUAACUGGCUGGCUGUGAGAAUUGGAAAUGAACUGGAAAAGGGCAUCAUUCCAAAUAAAAGCAGAGCUGAGCAGAUGGCCAGUGUUCAGAAUGCCCAAAGAGAUGGCUCGAGUGACAGGGCAGAUUUCUGGAGAAUGCGUGGCCAACGAUCUGGAAUGAAAAAGAAUCUGAAAAAGAGUCGUGAAGAUCUGACAGCGAUUGCGUCUGUUAGCACAAAGUUCCCAGCCUAUGAGCGAGUUCUGCUGCGAGAGGCUGGUUUUAAGAGACCUGUGGUGAUAUUUGGCCCCAUUGCAGAUCUAGCGAUGGAAAAGCUGUCAAAUGACUUGCCUGAUCUGUAUCAAACUGCCAAGACAGAACCCAAAGAUGCAGGUUCAGAGAAAUCAACUGGUGUGGUGCGUUUGAACACUGUGAGGCAAAUUAUUGAGCAGAAUAAACAUGCUUUGUUGGAUGUGACUCCUAAAGCAGUGGAUCUCUUGAACUAUACCCAGUGGUUCCCAAUUGUAGUGUUCUUCAACCCAGACAGUAAACAGGGUGUGAAAACUAUGAGGCAAAGGCUAAGUCCCACAUCUAACAAGAGUUCCCGGAAGCUUUACGAUCAAGCAAAUAAGCUGAAGAAGACUUGCUCCUAUCUUUUUACAGCUACCAUCAAUCUGAAUUCAGCCAAUGAUAGCUGGUACGGCAGCCUCAAAGAUACAAUUCAGCAACAGCAAGUUGAAGCAGUAUGGGUAUCGGAAGGAAAGAUGGAAGGAAUGGAUGACGACAUGGAAGAUCGCAUGUCAUACCUAACAGCUAUGGGUGCUGACUACCUGAGCUGUGACAGCCGCUUGAUCAGUGACUUAGAAGACACAGAUGGAGAAGGAGGUGCAUACACGGACAAUGAGCUUGAUGAGCCAUCAGAUGAACCAAGUGUUUCCUCUAUUAGCCGAUCUUCUGAGCCUGUGCAGCUUGAGGAAAGUAUAAGAAAACCCAGCCCAGAACCAAAAGCUCAAAUGAGAAGGGCUGGUAGCAGAGAGAUACUUAGAGAUCCCAGCCCACCUCCAGCAUUCAAGCCCGAGCCACCUAAGGGUAAACUACAAAACAAAGAGGAUGUAUAUGACUUUCCCAAGAACUAUGAAUCUAAACCAAAUAGCUCUAGCACUGUCAGCAAUGAGACUUCAGCUGUAUUAUCCAAGGCAGCAGCACCUCCUGUUUCUGUGAAACCUGCCUUUGGGCGUCCUAUACUGAAGACAUCUCAGCCAGCAGUUCCAGCCGCAGAGGAGGAGGAGGAGGAAGAUGAUGUAGAUGGAGGAGAGAGUGCUCCAAAAUCUGUACUGGGGAAAGUUAAAAUAUUUGAGAAGAUGGAUCACAAGGCAAGGUUGCAAAGAAUACAGGAGCUACAAGAGGCACAGAAUGCCAGGUUGGAAAUAGCCCAGAAACACCCAGAUAUCUAUGCUGUCCCAAUCAAAACACAGAAGCCAGACCAGAAUUGGCCCCAGCCCAUGAGUUCCAGACCUCCAGAGCCUCAGAAACCCCCUACCAGGCCUUACCUAGAAAAUAGAGGAAGUUAUGGCAGUGACGCAGAGGAGGAAGACUACCGUCGGCAGCUAUCAGACAACUCCAAGCGCGGAUAUUACGGACAGCCAUCCAGAUAUAGGGACACAGAAUUGUAGACUCACUAGCACAUGCAUCUAUAGUGCCCUUUUGAAACUCUUUUCCUUCAACAGCCAAAAUGAAGUUCUGGUUAGUUAUAAAGUUAUAUUUUUGUUGGGGGUCAUAGCAGGGCCAGUGCUAUCAUUUAGGCAGCCUAGGCAAUUGCCUAGGGCGCCAGGAUUAUUUGGGGGGUGGCAUUUUGCCAGGGGGG